AUGGUACUCAGAUUCGACAAAUUCCUCCUUUUUGGCGACUCCAUCACAGAGUAUUCUCAUACCCAGCAGGGCUUCUCGCUAGCUGCCAAGUUGCAAGACGACUAUACCAGGAAGCUAGACAUUGUCAAACGGGGCUUUUCUGGUUAUAACACCAGAUGGGCGCUUCCUAUUUUCAAGGAGGUUUUGGAGACCGAGCUGAGUGGUCCUGGCGAUAUCAAGCUUUUGUAUAUCUUUCUUGGGACGAACGAUGCUGCUACUACGUUCCAAGGUGUGCCUAUUGACGAGUAUAAGCUGAACUUGGAAGCUAUGGUGCAAUUGGCUGAAAAGAAGGAUAUUAAGAUUAUAAUUGUCGGUCCUGGCUUGCACGACCAGCCAUUGGCGUUUGACAGCUUCGAAAAGAAGGGUAGACCACUUUCACAGGCGUUUUCCAGCUCCAAGGCUACCAGAGAGUACGCUGACGCUGCACGGGAGGUAGCGUUGGCACACAAAUUGCCAUUCCUUGAUUUGUGGUACUUGUUUCAGAAAAGCGGAGGCUGGUCUUCCGAGGAGCUUUUGCUGGGCAAGCCUGAUUUGAGUGAGUUCUUGCACGACGGUAUUCAUUACACUGCCAAGGCGUACGAGGUGUUUUACGAUGCAUUGAUCAAGCUUAUCAGGAAGGAGUACUCAGAAUUGCUGCCUGAAAACCUCCCACGCCAUCUUCCGGAUUAUAAAGACAUUGAUCCUGAUAACUACGAGGAGUCCAUUUUCCGUGGCCCCCACAGUCUAGAGAAAACUAAAUAG
This is a messenger RNA of Candidozyma haemuli, 780 nucleotides long. It is a transcript of the gene IAH1, whose product is annotated as isoamyl acetate-hydrolyzing esterase. The transcript has a single exon. The coding region runs from base 1 to 780 and encodes 259 amino acids. Lineage: Eukaryota; Fungi; Ascomycota; Pichiomycetes; Serinales; Metschnikowiaceae. The record is from RefSeq and is a predicted model, not a curated record.